Gracilinanus agilis (Agile Gracile Mouse Opossum) is the source of this 3172-nucleotide messenger RNA. RefSeq names its product transmembrane 9 superfamily member 3 (gene TM9SF3). Gene Ontology annotation, cellular component: membrane. The coding region runs from base 64 to 1836 and encodes 590 amino acids. The transcript is spliced from 15 exons. The record is from RefSeq and is a predicted model, not a curated record. Gene Ontology annotation, biological process: protein localization to membrane. NCBI's taxonomy places the organism in Eukaryota, Metazoa, Chordata, Mammalia, Didelphimorphia, Didelphidae.
AGCAGCAGCGGAGGAGCCUCGGGCGGAGGGCCGGCCGGCGCCGGGCGGGGGGGAGUGCGCACCAUGGAGCCGCGGCGGGGGGUUACCCGCGCGGCAGCGGCGACGGUGGCGGCGCUACUGAUGCUGCUGCUGCCGCCUCGGAGCCGGGCAGACGAGCACGACCACACGUACCAAGAUAAAGAAGAAGUUGUUUUGUGGAUGAAUACUGUAGGACCAUACCACAAUCGCCAAGAAACAUAUAAAUAUUUCUCACUUCCUUUCUGUGUGGGAUCGAAAAAAAGCAUUAGCCACUACCAUGAAACACUGGGAGAAGCACUUCAAGGAGUUGAAUUGGAGUUUAGUGGCCUAGAUAUAAAAUUCAAAGCAGAUGAUGUGCAGACCAACUACUGUGAAAUUGACUUAGACAAAGCAAAGAGAGAUGCUUUUGUAUAUGCUAUCAAGAAUCACUAUUGGUACCAGAUGUACAUUGAUGAUUUACCAAUAUGGGGUAUUGUUGGUGAAGCAGAUGAAGAUGCUGAAGAUUACUAUCUUUGGACCUACAAAAGGCUGGAAAUAGGUUUCAAUGGAAAUCGAAUUGUGGAUGUUAACCUAACUAGUGAAGGAAAGGUGAAAUUGAUAGCAAAUACCAAAAUCUCAAUGUCGUAUUCAGUGAAAUGGAAAAAAUCAGAUAUAAAAUUUGAAGAUCGAUUUGACAAAUAUCUUGAUCCAUCUUUUUUUCAACACAGGAUUCACUGGUUUUCAAUUUUCAAUUCUUUCAUGAUGGUUAUCUUCUUGGUGGGCUUAGUUUCUAUGAUUUUAAUGAGAACUUUAAGAAAAGACUACGCACGAUAUAGUAAAGAGGAAGAAAUGGAUGAUAUGGACAGAGACCUAGGAGAUGAAUAUGGCUGGAAGCAGGUACAUGGAGAUGUAUUUAGACCAUCAAGUCACCCUCUGAUAUUUUCCUCACUUAUUGGUUCUGGAUGUCAGAUAUUUGCAGUAUCUUUCAUUGUCAUUAUUGUUGCAAUGAUAGAGGAUUUAUACACAGAGAGGGGAUCAAUGCUCAGUACAGCUAUAUUUGUUUAUGCUGCUACAUCCCCAGUGAAUGGCUACUUUGGAGGAAGCCUUUAUGCUAGACAAGGAGGAAGGAGAUGGAUAAAGCAGAUGUUUGUUGGGGCUUUCCUUGUUCCUGCAAUGGUGUGUGGCACUGCCUUCUUCAUUAAUUUUAUAGCUAUAUAUUACCAUGCUUCAAGAGCUAUUCCAUUUGGAACAAUGGUUGCUGUUUGUUGUAUCUGCUUUUUUGUUAUUCUUCCCUUGAAUCUUGUUGGUACGAUUCUAGGCCGAAAUCUGUCAGGUCAGCCCAACUUUCCUUGUCGUGUGAAUGCUGUGCCUCGUCCUAUACCGGAAAAAAAAUGGUUCAUGGAACCAGCAGUUAUUGUUUGUCUUGGAGGAAUUUUGCCUUUUGGCUCAAUCUUCAUUGAAAUGUACUUCAUUUUCACGUCUUUCUGGGCAUACAAGAUCUACUACGUCUAUGGUUUCAUGAUGCUGGUGCUGGUUAUCCUUUGUAUUGUGACUGUUUGUGUAACCAUUGUAUGCACAUACUUCCUGUUAAAUGCAGAGGAUUAUAGGUGGCAAUGGACAAGCUUUCUUUCUGCUGCAUCAACUGCAAUCUAUGUUUACAUGUAUUCCUUUUACUACUAUUUUUUCAAAACAAAGAUGUAUGGCUUGUUUCAAACAGCAUUUUACUUUGGUUAUAUGGCGGUAUUUAGCACAGCCUUGGGGAUAAUGUGUGGAGCAAUUGGUUACAUGGGAACAAGUGCCUUUGUCCGAAAAAUCUAUACUAAUGUGAAAAUUGACUAGAGAAACAAGAAAACUGGGAACUCUGGAUCAGUUACUGUUUCAUGGGGGUGGAACUUGCACAACGUAAAGCGCAAGAAGAUAAUUGGGCUUAAACACUGGGUACUUUGUGGGUCUCUGUUUCGUGGAUGGCUAAAAGUAACAUCUAUUUUCAUUGAUCCUAGGUUCUUACUGACUGCUUUCUCCAACUGUUCACAGCAAAUGCUUGGAUUGUAUGCUAUAGGCAUUACUACAGUACAUGGCUAAUCCUCCCAAAAACUAGCUCAUUAAAGAUGAAUAGACUAGCUCUCUUCAGUGAAGAGGACAAACAGUUUAUUUAAAGCAUUUGUUCCAUUUAAAUAAAAAGUGGGAAACUUGGCUGCUAAAAUUAUAUGAAUAGAAAUCUUUCUGGAAUUUAGAUAUCAAAAAGAUAAUGUUCCAGAAGAUUACUUUUCUUUUAUUUUUGCUGCCAUUGUCAGGAUAGUGGGAUGUUUUUAUAUUUUGGAUCUGGGCUCUCUAUUUUUUUCCAGUUUAUUUGCAUUUGCAGUAUCAACUAUACCUACAUUCAUUUGUUUAAGAGAAUUAAAAAGUAUAUAUAUUAAAGCCUGCAUGUAAUAUAUCUGCUGUCGUUCUAUUUGGACCAAUUUUCCAUUUAUUUAUCUUUAAAAUAAAUUUCAAAUUACAUCUUAAUUCCAUCCAAAGAAGAUACCGUCUGAAGACAGAGAUGUAUUCUCUACAAUGCAAUUUACUGUACAGUUAGAAAGCAAAAUGUUAAAUGAAGAGAAUAUUUGUUUUUAUCAAACAUUUUGAGUUUUACAUAAACAUUUUAAUUGAAUGUCUAAAGUGAUUAUCAUCCCCCUUCUCCUAUCCCCCCCUUCCAAUUUAGUCUUAUAUCUUUUGUUUGGGUUUGAAUGAAGGCUUUACUUAAGACAUUAUAAGAAAAAAUGGGAGGGAGGGGGAGAGGGUAAUAAAUGUAUAUAACAUUAAAUAAUGUAACUUAGUUGUAGAUCCCAAAUGCAUUUGGAUGUACAGAUUUACUACGGAGUACUUUUUCUGAUGAUGAUCUGGUGUAGAAAUAUGUGAAUUUGGGUAGCUUUUUACAUCUUGCUUACCAUUGCAUGAAACAUUGGGGUUUCUUCACUGUGUGUAUGUGUGUGUGUGUCAGUCAUACUUAUUUUUUGGGAGAGGGUUGUUUUCUUUUCUUUCUUUCUGAGGCUUUCACUAGAGCCAAAUUUGUAAUUUAGAGCAUUUAAUUUUGUUAAUCCUGUCUGGACACAUAAAAUAUCUAAAGCAUUACUGCUUUAGAGUGUUCAGAAAAUUAAAAUAAAAUUUCCUGACAAAAUUGUUUUGAUUGUGAAAA